AUGAGUGAAAUAGACUAUAACCUUCUUUCAAAAUUAAUUGAUUUUUUAGUGCCAUUCAAAAAUGCAUCAACCCAGCUUGAAGGAACUUCGUAUCCAACAAUUAAUUUGGUUAUGUUACACAAAGCAAAACUAUUAAAGCAUCUUUUGUCAUAUAAACAUAAUAGACGUGACGAUAAUAUACAAAUCAUGUUUUCUCAAUUAGCUUCUCGUUCUUUACAUGCAGUUCAAGAAAAAUUCAAACUCGAUAAGUACCAUGAAAUAGCUCUAUUCUUAUGGCCUCCAUAUAAAAAAUUAAAAAUGGUAGACUCGCAAACUGAAAGAGACCGAAUAAUUGAAAAUGUUAAAGUUCAACUUCAUAACAUUCAAGAACAAAUGCCGAAUAAUCCACCAGAAAAUACAUCACAAACAGGAAAUCUCAAUUAUUCAAACGAAGACAUGUUCUCAGAGUGGGCAGAUAUUGAUAAAGGAUCAAGUACCAGAACCAGAUAUACAUGUGAAGAUGAAUUAUCCAUGUACCAAUUGGAACAUUAUGAACCGAAUCAAAAUGUAUUGCAAUGGUGGAAAGAACGACAAAUAAAAAUGCCUAUGAUGGUAAAAUUGGCAAUGAGGAUAUUUGCCAUACCUGCUACAAGUGCCGGAAGUGAACGUGCCUUUAGUACUUCCGGACGAUCAUACUCGUUAGUCGUUACUCACACAGACAUUGUAGAGACGAAUCAGUGUAAAUAA
Melanaphis sacchari is the source of this 726-nucleotide messenger RNA. RefSeq lists its product as uncharacterized. The record is from RefSeq and is a predicted model, not a curated record. The coding region runs from base 1 to 726 and encodes 241 amino acids. Gene Ontology annotation, molecular function: protein dimerization activity. NCBI's taxonomy places the organism in Eukaryota, Metazoa, Arthropoda, Insecta, Hemiptera, Aphididae. The transcript is spliced from 2 exons.